AUGGCCAAGGAGAAUGGUCAUGAAGAUAUGCAUACGAGUUUUCUUGUCUAUAAGUACCCUGUGCAGGGCAGGGAUCAAGCCUUUUCAUCAGCAAACCAAUCUCACCCCACAGCUAAAGGCAUGUCAGUUUUGCCUAAGCAACCACUCUCUAACCUGCUCGCUCCUCUCAGGGUCUUGUUAUCCAUCACCAUCUUCAUCUCUUUUAGCCAUGUUUCUUCUGCACUAGCUUCUUCCUCUGUGACUCGGAGAAAAGAAGAAGCAGAGGCUCUUCUGAGAUGGAAAGACAGUUUUGAGAAUACAACUCAAAUGCUCCUCCCUUCCUGGACCCUUCUUCCUUCCCACAAUUCUUGCAAGUGGGUUGGAAUCACAUGCAAUGAGCCUGGAAGUGUCACACAUAUAAACAUCACAAGUAGUGGUUUGAGAGGUUUUCUAGUGGCUGAUAACUUCUUGUCUGGCUAUUUACCACAAAAUAUAUGCGCCAAUGGGGCGCUUGAACAAUUGGUUGUACAUGAAAACAACUUCUACGGUCCUAUUCCAAAGAGUUUAGAAAAUUGUACCAACUUGGUCAGAGUUCAAAUGCACAGAAAUCAGCUUGAAGGGAACAUGUCGAAAGAUUUCGGCAUAUAUCCAAGACUGAAAUACAUCAAUCUGAGUUAUAACAAGCUUUAUGGUGAACUUUCGAACAACUGGGGGCAAUCCAAAAGCUUAACAAGCUUGAGGAUCUCAAACAAUAUAAUUUCAGAUACAAUACCGCAUGAUCUUGGUAAAGCAAAUAAACUAGAAGUGCUUGACCUUUCCGAAAAUCACCUAGUAGGAAACAUUCCAAAGGAAUUGGGGGCCUUGAAUCUAUUAUUCCUUCUUAAACUGAAUAAUAAUAAACUUUCAGGCAAUAUUCCCACAGAAGUUGGAAGGCUCUCCAGUCUUAGUCAACUUAACUUGGCAGCAAACAAUAUAAGUGGAUCAAUUCCCAAACAAUUAGCACAGUGCUCAAAACUCACAGAUUUGAAUUUGAGCAUGAACAGGUUUUGGGGAAGUAUCACCCCACAGAUUGCCAAUAUACGCAGUCUCAACAAUCUUGAUCUUAGCCACAAUUUGCUCACAGGAAAGCUUCCAUGGGAGCUUGGAUAUUUACACUACUUAGCAUUGUUAAACCUGUCCCACAACUCCCUGUCUGCCUCGAUCCCAUCCACUUUUAAUGAAAUGUUAAGCUUGACAUCUGUGGACAUAUCAUACAAUAAUUUGGAGGGCCCUCUUCCUAACAACAAAGCUUUCAGCAGGGCACAAAUAGCAGCACUAGAACAUAACAGAGGCUUGUAUGGCAACAACACUGGAAUAUACUGUGUCAGUUUCAAAAAAGUGAGAAAGAUAGAUGAUGAGCCAAGGGAUGCAGAAAAUGAAAAUAUGUUUGUGAUAUGGAGCUACGAUGGGAAAAUAGCACAUCAAAGCAUUGUUGAAGCGACAGAGGCAUUCAACUCAAGAUAUAGCAUUGGAGAGGGAGGAUGUGGAAGAGUUUAUAGAGCUGAGCUGCCAAACGGUCAAGUUGUUGCUAUGAAGAAACUUCACCAAUCAGAGGAUGGCAUAGUGGCUAACCUAAAAGACUUUACCAGUGAGAUUACUGCUUUAACAGAAGUAAGACACCGGAAUAUUGUAAAGCUUUACGAGUUUUGUUCACAUGCAAGAUACUCAUAUUUGGUGUAUGAGUUCUUAGAAGGGGGAAGCUUGAGAAAGAUAUUGAGCAGUGAGGUUAAGGCAAUGGAAUUGGACUGGAUUAGGAGGGUGAAAGUUGUAAGAGGUGUUGCCAGAGCUUUAUCCUUCAUGCACCACGACUGCUCACCUCCUGUUAUUCAUCGAGACAUAUCAAGCAAUAACAUACUGCUGGAUUUGGACAAUGAAGCCCACGUCUCUGACUUCGGCACAGCAAGGAUUUUAAAGCCUAACUCAUCCAAUUGCACAUCAUAUGCAGGCACCUCAGAGCUUGCUUACACAACGGAAGUGAACGAGAAGUGCGAUGUUUACAGCUUUGCGAUGGUAGCAUUGGAAGUGAUAAUGGGAAGGCAUCCAGGCAGCUUCAUCUCCUCCAUAUCGUCAUCGUCAUCGUCAUCGUCAUCGUCAUCAUCAUCAUCAAUAGUUUCCCGUCAAAUCACACUGAAGGAAGUGUUAGACCAACGCCUCUCACCUCCAAGGGGUCGAGUAACCGAGGAAGUGCUCUCCAUUGCAAAGAUAGCAUUUGCUUGCUUAAAUGCCAGUCAGCAGUCCAGGCCGACAAUGCAACAAGUGUUCAGAUCCUAUGGCUGGACACUUCCACCCAUUAUCUUAUCUUGGCUGCUAGCUUCAGGCCCAAAAGCUGUUCUUAUGGCAUUAGUGCUUCCCCUUGGUCAGUCAGUCGUGUCUCUGGCAUUUGAGAAGUUGUGGGGGAGGAAACGAAGCAGGCCAAAACGCAAGUCCAGGAUGAGGAGGAAACCAUCUGCCAGCACUGUGAGUAGUGUUGAAACUGAUGCAGAAGAACAAGAUGAAAGUCGAGAAACCAGAAAGGGAAAGAUGAGAUAUCAAUCGUGGGUAGCAGGAAAUGAUGGUCCGGUUUCUAAUGGUGGCCAAGAUGCACCAAAUUUUGGUGGUUGGGAUGACCUAGAUAGAUCUGGAUUUGCACGGAGAGCAUAUCGAAUGUCUGGAGGGUCACGGCAGACAACAACGGAGAAGGGAAAGUUGAGUCGCAGGGAGAGAAAAAGUGACACACCUCUGCUCUUGAGAUUGUUGAUUGCUGUUUUCCCAUUUUUGGGUUCUUGGACUAAGAUGCUGUAG
Messenger RNA from Corylus avellana, 2799 nucleotides. The record is from RefSeq and is a predicted model, not a curated record. NCBI's taxonomy places the organism in Eukaryota, Viridiplantae, Streptophyta, Magnoliopsida, Fagales, Betulaceae.